CAGCCCGGAGGAGGCGUCCGGGGUCCAGCGGGCAGGAGGCGGCGGCGGCGGCAGUGGCGGCGGCGGCGGCGGCGGAGCUGCGGGCUCCCUCCAGCCGCCAAGAUGAACGGCCUGUCUUUCGAUGAGACGGCCUUGGAUCCCUCCCUGACGCUGAGCGAGUCCAGUGACAUCGACUCGGCUCUGCUCAGUGACAUCGAAGAUAUGCUUCAGCUGAUCAACAACCAGGACAGUGACUUCCCCAGUAUCUUUGAUUCCAACUAUGGCGGGGCUACACCUGCCUUCCAGGAUGUCAGCUCUUCUGCAAGCUUGUCUCCACCCCCCAGCUCUCUCAGCUCUACCCUUGACAACUUCUUGGGGAGCACCAAGGUGCCUACCCACAUAAAGAUGUACCAGCCCCCUCCUCCUCCUCCUCCUCCUGCAAUGACCAGCUUCCAGCCUCCCCCACUGAUAACAGGGCCUGAGCUCAGCCAAGCCUCAUCUGGCAUCAAGGAGGAGCCCAUGCAGCUCUCCAUCCUUCAGCCUUCUCCCCCUCAGCUGCUGUCCCAGCCUGUGCUAGCUCCCCCGGCUCCCCCAUCCCAGCCCCAGCUGCAGUCUCAGCAGCCAUCCCAACCCCAACCCCAACCCCAACCCCAGCCUCAGCCCCAGCCUCAGCCACAGUCUCAGCUGCAGCCUCAGCAGGUGCAGCCGCCACAGGUGCAGCCGCCACAGCCACAGCCACAGGAAUUACAGCCACCAGGAGUCAUGGUGCCCCAGAGUUUUGCUCCUUCUUCCCAGCCUCAAUUUACUUCUCCAUCUCUACUAGACUACCAGGGCCAGGGCAACUUCCCAGCAGCUGUUCCUCCCGGCAAUGUUCAGCAGCCCCUGUCUCCUCAAGGGUCGUUGCCAGUUACCAUCCAAACGCAGGUGCAGAAUAUCUGCCCACAGCAGUUGCUGACUGCGCCCGCCCAGGUUGUCUCCUCCCAGAUCCAGCAGGUCCCGGUCCUGCUCCAGCCUCACUUCAUCAAGGCUGAUUCCCUGGUCCUGACAACUGUAAAGGCUGAUGUGGGCACAGGAGUGAAGACCUCGGGGAUCAACUCUUUGGCCACCACCACAGCAGUGCAGUCAGCCCCCCUUCAGGUCCCGACCCUGGUGAGUGGAGGCACCAUUUUAGCCACUGUGCCCCUGGUGGUAGAUGCUGACAAGCUGCCCAUCAAUCGCCUGGCUGCCACGGGCAAGACCCCCAGCUCCCAGAGCAAAGGGGAGAAGAGAACGGCUCACAAUGCUAUUGAGAAGCGCUAUCGAUCCUCCAUCAAUGACAAGAUUGUGGAACUCAAAGACCUGGUGGUGGGAACUGAGGCCAAGCUAAACAAAUCAGCCAUCCUGAGGAAAGCCAUUGACUACAUCCGAUUCCUGCAGCAGACCAAUCAGAAGCUAAAGCAAGAGAACUUGACUCUCAGGAUGGCUAUGCAGAAGAACAAAUCCCUGAAAGACCUGGUAUCGCCAUCAUGCAGUAGUGGGAACAUGGACAUCCCAAUGGAAGUCAUUAAGCCAGAGAUGGUGGAUGCGCUGACCCCGCCACCCUCCGAUGCUGGCUCUCCUUCCCACAGCAGCCCCCUGUCCUUGGGGAGUGGCGGCAGCGGCAACAGCAGCGACUCCGAGCCGGACAGCCCCAUGUUUGAAGACCCCAAGGUGAAGCAGGAGCAGCUCCCCUCUCCCAGCAGCCUGGGCAUGCUGGACCGAUCCCGUUUGGCCCUGUGUGCCUUUGUCUUCCUCUGCCUUUCCUGCAACCCGUUGGCCUCUCUUCUGGGCAGGAACAGUGGCCAGAGCCAGUCUGAUACCAGCACUACCUACCAUGUCCCUGGACGCAGCAUGCUGGGCACGGAGGGCAAAGGUAGUCCCAGCUGGUCUCAGUGGCUACUGCCUACUUUGUUUUUCUGGAUGCUUAAUCUGCUAGUGGUCCUGGCAGCCUUCAUCCGCCUCUUCAUCUAUGGGGAACCCAUCACCAGGCCCCAUUCGGGACCUUCUGUUUUGUUUUGGAGACAUCGCAAGCAGGCGGAUUUGGAUCUUGCACGGGGGGAUUUUGCUCAGGCUUCACAGAACCUGUGGCUGGCCCUCCGGGCCCUUGGCCGGCCUCUGCCCACCUCCCAUUUGGACUUGGCUUGCAGUCUGCUCUGGAAUCUCAUCCGCCACGUCCUUCAGCGCCUCUGGGUGGGACGCUGGCUGGCCGACCGGGCCGGGGGCCUCCUGCGCGAUCGGGAGCUGCAGGCGGAUGUCAGAGCCAGCUCCAGGGAUGCAGCCCUUGUCUACCACAAGUUACACCAGCUGCAUAUGACAGGGAAGUACACCAGCGGCCACCUCGCUGCCAUCAACCUGGCACUGAGUGCCCUCAACUUGGCUGAGUGCGCUGGCAGCGCCAUCUCCGUGGCAACCUUAGCUGAGAUCUAUGUGGCUGUUGCGCUCCGGGUCAAGACAAGUUUUCCUCGGGCCCUCCAUUUCCUGACGCGCUUCUUCCUGAGCAGUGCCCGCCAGGUGUGCCUCGCCCAGAGCGGCACCAUGCCCCCUGCCAUGCAGUGGCUUUGCCAUCCUGUGGGGCAUCGCUUCUUUGUGGAUGGAGACUGGGCAGUGAGGAGCACCCCUAGGGAGAGCCUCUAUAGCUCUACAGGGAACCCAGUGGAUCCCCUGGCCCAGGUGACACAGCUGUUUCGGGAGCAUCUGUUGGAGAAAGCCCUGGGCUGUGUGGCCAAGCCUGAAGAGACCCUGGCGUCGGCUGAUGGGGACAGAGAGUUCUCUGAUGCCCUUGGGUACCUGCAACUGCUAAAUGGCUGCUCAGACGCUGCUGGAGCCCCUGCUCUCAACUUCUCCAUCAGUUCGAGCAUGGUCACUGCCACCGGUACUGAUCUUGUGGCCAAGUGGUGGGCGUCCCUCAUUACGGUGGUGAUUCACUGGCUCCAGCGGGAUGACGAGGGGGCAGAGUCCCUCUACCCCAUGGUGGAGUACAUGCCCAAGGUUCUGCAGGCUUCGGAGAAGCCCCUGCCUCGGGCAGCCCUGCACUCCUUCAAGGCAGCAAGAGCACUUUUGGGGAAGCAAAAGCAGGAGCUUGGUCAGGCCAGCCUGAGCCAGUGUGAGAAGGCCAGCAGCUACCUUCGGGACAGCCUGACCACGGGGCCCUCCGCAGCCACUGCCGGUGCUUCUAUUGACAAGGCCGUGCAGCUCCUCCUGUGUGACCUGCUCCUGGUGACGCGCACCAGCCUGUGGCAGCAGCAGGUGGGCACCACCCAGCCCCCCGGCUCUGCCCACCAGGCCUCAGCCCUGGAACUCCGCGGCUUCCAGCAGGACCUCAGCAGCCUCCGGCGUCUGGCGCAGUCCUUCCGGCCUGCCAUGAGAAGGGUCUUCUUGCACGAAGCUACCGCCCGGCUGAUGGCUGGAGCCAGCCCCACUCGGACUCACCAACUCCUGGACCGGAGCCUGAGGAGAAGGGUGUCCCCGAGCAGCAAAGGAUCAGGCGAGCUGGACACCCGGCCCACUCAGAGGGAGCACGCGGAGGCCCUGCUGCUUGCCUGCUGUUACCUGCCCCCCACCUUCCUGUCGGCCCCGGGCCAGCGCGUGGGGAUGUUGGCUGAGGCCGCCCGCACCUUGGAGAAGCUGGGGGACAAGAGGAUGCUGCAUGACUGCCAACAGAUGAUCAUCAGGCUGGGCAGCGGUACCACUGUUACCUCGGGGUAGCCGGGCCGCCCGGGCCUCUCCGCCUCUCCAGAAUCCCAGCCAGACGACCCUGUCCCAGACCCACCCCGCCCCCGAAACUUCCGACCACCCAGGGCCAGCCCGGGGCCUCUCUGCUUGCCGGGGUCCCAGUCAGGCCAGAACCUUAGAACCUCGUCAUGGCAACGUCCCCAAGGCCCCCGGGUCACAGGGCUCCAGAGACACGCAGGAUAUGGACAGAGGUGGGCAAGGUGACCCAGAACCUACCCCCCCACUGGCCUGAGACCAGAGGAGCCAGCACAGGGCUAGACCCUUUUUCAUUCAAAACCCUCUCUUCCCCACUGUAACCUUGAGAAGCCAUGCAGCGUGAUGGGGAAAAGCGAAACACAAAGUCAGGACCGGGGGUUCUGUCCCUUGGAGCCCCCGUUUUCUCAUCUGGGUCACCUUCCUAGCUCUCCGAUCCCAUCAGAGCAAACAGGUCCCGGCCACGCCGGUGGCUGCUCGAGGGGGCGGCGUGUGUGCGUUUUGUUUGGGUGGGUUACCCCUCCAUGGGGGAGGCUGAAGCAAUAGCCUUCCCUUCUCCCCUCCCUCCCACCUAAUCAUUGUGUAAUUUGAUGCCCGUAAUUUAUUGUGUUUAAUGGGCCAAGGCUAAUGAGAACUUUGCAGUCAGCCCUCAGAUAGGGAGCCAGGAAGGGGUGCAGGUGACUGGAGGGGCCCCAGGUGAAAGGGGGGGGACGCAUUUCCCCAAAGGAUCAUGGGUCGGCCUCCCCACAAUUCCAUCAUGGCAGGUUGCAAAUUGCUGGGUGAGAUGCUACUGACCUCUGGUGGUCCCUUGGGAGAUUGCAGGGGGCUGUGCGCCUACCGGCUGCGGCAGAGCCUCCAUUCGGUCCUCCUCCCAGCUGGGGGCCGCUGGUCUCCGAGCCAGGAAGACGAGCUCAAGUCCCCCUAGAUACUGACUCAGUGUUGCAGGCAGUUUUCCAAGGCCUCUGCGAGCUUCCUUUAUUGGUGAAGUCACAGGUGCCACUGCAAAUGGCCGCUUGGUCUCAAUGGAACCAAAUAGUGCACUCUGUACCUUCCGCGGCUUUCUGUUCCCGAAUGGGCUGCUUUUGAGGAAGGGGAAGUCCUGGGGCUGACGGUUCGCCCCCGGGAGCGGCGGAGGCUCGAAGGAAAGGCCUUCGUGUUCAGAGAGCUGCUGGGUAUUCUCUCACAUGCCAAAAUAACGCCGGGCCGGGCCCUCUCUGCUUCUGACUCCUUUCCAGCCCCUCCUGGUCCCUCCUGCCUCAAGCGCGGCUUCGGCCCUGCCCUCCCCCUCCCGCCUCGGGCUCUCUGCUGCAAGCGGACUCCCCUCCCUGCCCCUCCCUGCCACCGGGGGCUUGGGCCGCUGGGCCACAGGAGACCUUCGCCUCCGAAGUUCACUGGCCUUUUUGGGAGGGGGGAUGGGCCCACACUCCGGGAAAAAGAGGGAGCAGGGGCUCUGUGGCUGACCCUUGUACAUAUGUAUAUAUCGUCACUACAUCUCCUUGCCACUGCACUAGCCUCCCCAAAGUCCCGGGAGACACCUGUACUACUUUUUUCCUUCGCAAACUUUUAUUUUCAUAGUGUGAGAAGAGUUUUGUACAGAAAAUUAAAAGGAGAAAUUAUUUAUAAAA
This is a messenger RNA of Antechinus flavipes (yellow-footed antechinus), 5327 nucleotides long. It is a transcript of the gene SREBF1, whose product is annotated as sterol regulatory element binding transcription factor 1. Gene Ontology annotation, biological process: regulation of transcription by RNA polymerase II. Lineage: Eukaryota; Metazoa; Chordata; Mammalia; Dasyuromorphia; Dasyuridae. The coding region runs from base 103 to 3702 and encodes 1199 amino acids. Gene Ontology annotation, cellular component: nucleus. The record is from RefSeq and is a predicted model, not a curated record. The transcript has 19 exons. Gene Ontology annotation, molecular function: protein dimerization activity; RNA polymerase II cis-regulatory region sequence-specific DNA binding; DNA-binding transcription factor activity, RNA polymerase II-specific.